Pecten maximus is the source of this 1048-nucleotide messenger RNA. Its product is annotated as solute carrier family 52, riboflavin transporter, member 3-B-like. The transcript is spliced from 2 exons. Gene Ontology annotation, biological process: riboflavin transport. Gene Ontology annotation, molecular function: riboflavin transmembrane transporter activity. Lineage: Eukaryota; Metazoa; Mollusca; Bivalvia; Pectinida; Pectinidae. Gene Ontology annotation, cellular component: plasma membrane. Bases 143 to 502 code for a protein of 119 amino acids. The record is from RefSeq and is a predicted model, not a curated record.
AUUGGCGGGAUUUCUUCUCUUAAAUCUUUUGAUCAAUGCUGUAGCCAAUGGAUGUCUUCCUCCGGUGCAGACUUAUUCCUGUCUACCGUAUGGUAACGACGUUUACCAUUGGUCAGUGACACUGUCAAACAUAGCCAAUCCGAUGGCCUGUUUCAUGUCGUUUAUGUUUCCGGUUGUGCCCCAAAGAAUCAUAUACAGUGUAUCAGCCGGAGGAUUUGCUACAGCGGCUUACAUCAUGUAUACAGCAUCAUCAAGUCCUGUGCCCGUCUUAAACGACAACAAUGUUGGUCCAAUUCUCGUGGUUUUUGCCUGGAUAGCGACAAUGGCACUUCUGACUUUUGCUAAGGUGAGCAUCGCAACGCUAUUCCGCAACGAGGGAAAGGAUUCGCUGAGGAUGUACGGGAUCGGGUCACAGGCGGGGUCAACACUGGGGGCAAUCAUCAUGUAUAUACUCAUCAACGUCAUCGGAGAGUUUGAAAAUGCCGUACCGUGUCCUACAUAAUUUUUUUUUUUUUUUUCGAACUAUGUGCUUUUAAAGAAACAUUGAAUAUGCAACUAAAGGGAACUAGUUUCAAUUCAACCCGACAAUACCAUAGUUUCAUAAUAUGUUUUCUCUGUCAAAUGUCUGUUAACACUUUCUCUUAUGAUAUUGACUACGUAAUCUCUGUUAAGGUUUUUCAAUGUGUGUGUGCGUAGUUGUAUGUAAAUGUGGUUAUUUAAAGCUAUGCUUUCACAAAAUAAAGUCUGUUCAAAUUUGUUUAUUGUUCUUCCAAGAACACAUAAAUUGUUAAAUAUUAAUGAGGUGCUUGCUAGUGUAGUUUAGGUAAAUAUGUCAAGAAUUCUAAAAAAAACUCUUCGUGUCAUUAUCUAUAGAAAUAUGUAGAAUAUAUUCAUCUGACAUGUUCCCACAUCAGUAUUCCAUUGCGAUAUGUAAAUAUAUUUUUGAUAACUCGGAAUGUUGUACAGUAUAGUGUUUGAUAUUUUGUUAGUCGCAAACAAUUGUCCAAUAAUUUUAAACUGAAGAAAGAGGAGGGAUAUGCUAUUUUUC